AUGCAGCUCUCUCUCGCAGCCGCCGUGGCCUUUUUCCUCACCGCCGCCCCUCUCUGCAGCACAGAGCCCACCACAGACAACAACCCAGGUGUCUUAGCUGCUCGAGCCCCAGAGGGCUUUCGGCUAGAAGUGCGUCAGGAGUCGGUGGACCUAGACAUCUCGGACUUUGACAUCGAGGACGUUGAGGUCGACAACCUAGACGCCCGUGCCACCGUCCACUGCAGCAACCAGGGGAAGAUCAAGAGAGUCAAGCCUGAGUACAAAGGCAAGUGCGACCCGGCAAACAGCGUCGGUUUCGGGAGCGCCCACAAUUGUAAGGACGGUAGGAGCGGAAAGUCAUACCUCUGCGUCCAGAGCGACAAGGCCACCUGCUAUACCGCCAGCGACGCCAAGAAGCACAACUUCGAGAACGGAGAGUGUUUCAUCCGGAAUGAAACGCUGUCCACUGCAGUGAUCCACGAGAUCGCCAACGCCGGCGCGCUGGACGAGAUCUCAAAUCAUCCAGGGGCUGUGCGAAACUACAUUUUUCACAACGCCAUGCGAGACGAUAAGACCGGCAAGACGCAAAAGUCUAUCCUAUUUGCUGUCUACCAGACCGGCAAGCAGGGCCCGCAGAACGGAUACCGGCUCUGCCUCGUUCAUCAGGGUUUCUAUAUCGCAUCUGCCACCAGGCAGGAUGCUGGCGCUGAGGAGGACGAUAUCGACCGUAUCGAGGCGGCCCUUCCGAGCGACAGCCAUGCGGAAAUCGUCAUCUUGGGCAAUCGGACGGAGAGUGGCGGGACUUGA
Molecule: messenger RNA, 786 nt
Organism: Diaporthe citri
Lineage: Eukaryota; Fungi; Ascomycota; Sordariomycetes; Diaporthales; Diaporthaceae
Exons: 3
Coding region: 1-786 (261 amino acids)
Source: RefSeq, a predicted model, not a curated record